Molecule: messenger RNA, 867 nt
Organism: Silurus meridionalis
Lineage: Eukaryota; Metazoa; Chordata; Actinopteri; Siluriformes; Siluridae
Gene: serf2b
Product: small EDRK-rich factor 2b
Exons: 3
Coding region: 148-327 (59 amino acids)
Source: RefSeq, a predicted model, not a curated record
CAGUCUGAUUGGCUCAUCUUUACAACAUGGGGGCGGGACAAUCAAGCCAAGGCUCACACGACCAGGAAAUCUAUUAGCGUUAUACUGCUACAGGAGAGAAAAGAGGUUAGGCUUCGCUUUGCCCGGAAUUAAAAAGCACCAAAAGUCAUGACCAGAGGAAACCAGCGUGAACUUGCCCGACAGAAGCAUGCCAAGAAGCAAACUGAGAAUACCAAGGGCAGAAAGGAUGAUGGUCUCUCUGCUGCUGCUCGCAAGCAGAGGGAUGCCGAGAUAAUGCAGCAGAAACAGAAGAAAGCCAAUGAUAAGCCAGAACCUAAAUCGAAAUAACCAGUGGGAUAGCUUGGGGCCUGUGUGCAUUUUGCAGAGGUUUCCAAACUUCAACAGCCCAUGGCUCACAAAAAGUUGUAACCAUAUAGACAACUAAAAAAAACAAACAAACAAUUGCUGACUUUGGUAAUCAGUUGCAGAAAAUAGUCUACAAUAUGGUUUCAGAAAGAUCUCAUUUAUGAGGAAAGUUCUUUUGAGUUAAGUAAUGAUUCACCCAUUGUUCCAAAUAUAAUCAGUACACAAAUAAUUCAAUUUUGAAACAUGAAUUGGUUAAAUCAUAUUUUUAACUGGUUAAAAAUAUUGAUGUGUAGUUCCACCACAUGUUAAACUCUUUACUGAUAAAUCUUGGUUCAAAUGUCAUGAGAUUGCUUUCUAAUCCUUCAUCUUGUGUCUCCUUUUGAUUUCACAUCAUUGAGUGUUUACUAGAUGUGGAGAAGAUCAUUUUAAAGAGGGAGACUGCCAGUCAACAUAUGAACUGACUUUCAAGUUUCUGUAUUUUUGUAUCAAACACCCUUAAUAAAGUGUACAUUUUUAAACUGA